UUGAUUUUGCCGCAUUUACUAGACGAACUGGUAACGUUUCACUAACAAUUUGCCCGUAACUGCUGUGCGCCAGAUGCAGCACCACCUCCUGGGCAAGUUCUGCGCCGUCCUGUGGCUGUGCCAAGCGGCGUUGGCGCAGGCGGCAGAGCGCACCUAUGUUGCAGCGGUGUACGAGCACAGCGUGGUGCUGAACCCGCGGCCCCGGGAGCCCAUCGGACGCCGAGCGGCCCUGGAGCACAUGCGACGGAACCUGGACAUGCUGGAGAAGCAGGCCGCCGCAGCCGGCCGACAGGGAGCUCAGAUCGUCGUCUUUCCAGAGGACGCCAUCCAUGGGUUCAACUACACCAGAGAGUCCAUCUCCGGCUACCUGGAGACGGUGCCGGACCCUGCCGCUGUGAGCUGGAGCCCGUGUUCUCAGCCAGACCGCUUCCCUGACACCGAGGUUUUGCGACGUCUCAGCUGCAUGGCCCAAAAGAACGUGCUCUACCUAGUGGCCAACAUGCCGGACCGGCAGGACUGCGACCCCCGUCUCGAUCCCCGCUGCCCCCCCGAUGGCCGGUACCAGUUCAACACCGACGUCGUCUUCAGCGCCAACGGCACCAUCGUGGCCAGGUACCACAAACAGAACCUGUACUUCGAGGCCGCGUUCGACGCGCCGCCCCAGUGCGAGCAUGUCACCUUUGACACGCCCUUCGCCGGCAAGUUCGGUGUCGUCACCUGCUUUGACAUCCUAUUCUACGAGCCUGCUGUGUCCCUCAUUGAGAAGUGGGGGGUGCGGCAGCUGGUGUACCCCACCGCCUGGAUGAACCAGCUCCCCCUGCUGGCGGCCGUGCAGUUCCAACGCGCCUUCUCCUUUGCCACUGGAGUGACCUUGCUGGCGGCCAACGUGCGGGCAGGGGCUCUGGGCAUGACAGGUAGUGGCAUUUUCACCCCCUGGCACACGGUAUACCAGCACAACACUGAGAAUGAGGAAGGUCAGCUGCUGCUGGCCACCAUUCCCAUACUGGACACCGAGACCAGCAGAACCAGCCAGGGAUGGCCAAGAGAGCCCUUCUCUGGAAACCCGCACUUAGAACCCCAGUUCUGCGAGGGAACCCAGGUCUGUGAGCAGGACCCUUUCCCCAUUACACCUACCCCUGCUAACAGCAGCAGCACUUUCCACUCCGUUAUGAUGUAUGACAACUUCACUCUGGUACCCUUAGAAGGUUCAGAGGGGAACCUGACUGUGUGUGACGGGCUGCUCUGCUGCCACCUACUGUUCAGGAGGUCAGGUGCACCCGGAGAGCUCUACGCCCUGGGCGCAUUCAGAGGCUUGCACGUCAUUCAUGGCACCUACGCCCUGGAGGUGUGUGCGCUGGUUAGGUGCCCGGGCCCCACUUUCACCAGCUGUGGGGGCGAGAUCAACCAUGCCAAUACACGUGUGGACUUCCGUCUGUGGGGCAACUUCACCACCAGAUACGUGUUCCCCAGUGUGCUAGGCAGUGGCAUGCAGCUGGAUAGACCGGACCGGCAUGGGCCGGAGGAAGGUGGCUUCUUCAUGAGCAAGGCCGGGAUGGCCAGCGGCCUGGUAACGGCCUGCCUGUACGGCAGAGUCUACCAUGAGGAUAGGCCUCCCUAACGUGUGCACGCGACUACUCAGUGGCGUUACCAGGAUGCCAGCCUGGUGGGCAUUUGGGGUAUGCUGGGUGGGCAACAAUGUUUGA
Molecule: messenger RNA, 1703 nt
Organism: Brienomyrus brachyistius
Lineage: Eukaryota; Metazoa; Chordata; Actinopteri; Osteoglossiformes; Mormyridae
Gene: btd
Product: biotinidase
Exons: 3
Coding region: 74-1618 (514 amino acids)
Molecular function (GO): hydrolase activity, acting on carbon-nitrogen (but not peptide) bonds, in linear amides
Source: RefSeq, a predicted model, not a curated record